UUGAUUUGCUACAUUAAAACAGAGAGGUGUAUGUGUGUGAGUGCGGCGCGUACUGUGAACUGUUUUGUAUGCUGCGCUAAUAAUAGCGUGCAUAAUUCGGUAAGAACCUCGAGACUGAGGCUGUGCUGAAUGAAAAGACGAUUGUAUUUAUAUAAAAAAGGCAAACCUAUUUAUACCCAGAGAGGAAAAGAAGGUAACAAAACACCUCUACGACAAGCCGUGUAACCAGUCAAACAGACAGCCUAAUGAAUUGGCCCAGCGUACAGAGGAUCUGUGAAUUUGAUUAAAAAUGGGAUUAAUAAAGCUUCAGAACCCUAAUCAUCCCUCAGCGCUCCUUCAUAAAGCCAACCAGAUGCGACUGCUGGGGACUCUGUGUGAUGUGGUUAUCCUGGUGGACAGCCAGGAGUUCCACGCCCAUCGCACCAUCUUGGCCUGUACCAGUAAGAUGUUUGAAAUCUUGUUUCUGCGCAACAGUCAGCAUUACACCUUGGACUUCCUUUCACCAAAGACGUUCCAACAGAUCCUGGAAUAUGCUUACACUGCCACACUCCAAGCCAAAGUAGAGGACUUGGAUGAUCUGUUGUAUGCAGCAGAAAUAUUGGAGAUUGAGUACUUGGAGGAGCAGUGUCUGAAGAUACUGGAAACUAUUCAGGCAACGGAUGAUAAUGAUACAGAGAUGACAGCUGCUGAAGAGGAGGAUGGGGGAAAAGCCAGGUUUAACAAGAAUAUAUUGGUUACUUCGCAAAUCUCUGGUGAAGAGGCUGCUUACAUGACUAACCAGGCCAUGCCAACUGGGACAAUGGAAGAGCAGAGCCCCUCUGUGUCCACUUCAUUUGGACUUUCAGCAAUGAGCCCCACCAAAGCUGCCGUAGAUAGUCUCAUGAGUAUUGGGCAGUCUAUUAUUCAGGGAUCUCUGCAGCAAGCUUCUACAGAUGAAGCCUUCUCUGCUGGCAGCAGGCAUUCCAUGGUAAUCGAAGUCAAGCACGAAAUGAUGCAGGUAGAGGAGGAUGCUAGUCCCAAAAUGGGAGAAAUGGGUUCUUCAGGGGGCGAGAAGGUAGCUGAUUCAGACAGGUACAAGGAAGCCCCCGGUACGCCAACGCGAAGCAGCGUCAUCACCAGUGCCCGUGAACUGCAUUACGUUCGUGAAGAAAAUUCUGGAGAGCAGCCUCCUGAAUCUGGGCUUGGGCCACAGGUGGGGAUAGAGAACAGUUCCAGUGCGCAGGGUGAGAGGCACACUGCGUUGUAUCCCCUUCAAUUCAACCGCAGGACUGAUGGCCUACUGGAGGUGCCAACUUCCCUAUCGUCUGCACUGCACGUGCAGCCCACACUCUCUGUGGCGAUGGACUUCAGCGGGUACGGAGGGCUCCUGCCUCAAGGCUUCAUUCAGAGGGAGCUUUUCAACAAGCUGGGCGAACUCGCCGUGGGCAUGAAGACUGAGAAUAGAUCUACCAGCGAGAGGUGUAAUGUCUGUGGCGUAGAACUAUCAGACAGCGAAGCCAUUGAGCAACACAGGAAGAUGCACAGUGGAAUGAAGACCUAUGGAUGCGAACUUUGUGGUAAACGGUUUCUGGACAGCUUACGGCUAAGGAUGCAUCUCCUUUCACACUCAGCAGGUGCAAAGGCCUUUGUUUGUGACCAGUGUGGCGCACAGUUCUCUAAAGAAGAUGCCCUGGAAAGUCAUCGACAAACCCACACCGGUGGAGAGGUGAUACGUUUGAGAAGUUCUGUAACAGCUUCCCGGGCAGGAUUCAACUGUGAGACUCAACAACCACACACCUCCACAAGGUGCAAAGGCCUAUUUUGGAGAACAACACAAGGUACUGACAUGGCGGUCUUUUGCUUGCUUUGCGGGAAGCGUUUCCAGACACAGAUUGCGUUGCAGCAGCACAUGGAGGUGCAUGCUGGUGUCCGCAGCUACAUUUGCAGUGAAUGUAACCGAACCUUCCCAAGCCACACAGCACUGAAACGCCACCUCCGGUCUCAUACAGGUGACCACCCUUACGAGUGCGAGUUUUGUGGGAGCUGCUUCCGUGACGAGUGUACCCUGAAGAGUCACAAGCGUAUCCACACUGGGGAGAAGCCCUAUGAGUGCAAUGGCUGUGGGAAGAAAUUCAGUCUUAAGCACCAGCUGGAGACCCACUACCGGGUUCACACAGGAGAAAAGCCCUUUGAGUGUAAGCUGUGUCAUCAGCGGUCCCGGGACUACUCAGCGAUGAUCAAACAUCUCCGCACCCAUAAUGGGGCCUCCCCCUACCAGUGCACGAUAUGCUUGGAUUACUGCCCGAGUCUCUCUGCUAUGCAGAAGCACAUGAAAAGCCACAAACCUGAGGAUAUCCCACCAGACUGGAGAAUAGAGAAGACUUAUCUCUAUCUGUGCUACGUCUAAUCAUCAAAAAGAGAAUAAGGAAAUAAACAGUGCUGUGAACGUGGAGAGGAUUUUUUUUUAAUUGUUUUGAACCAUUUUCUGUGUUGUGCACAGUAUGCUUGGAUUACCUCGUGUUGUAUGACCUCGUUCAAUUAAUGUUAUUUUUGUUCCCCCAUGCGCUUGUCUCCCUCUUUAGCCUACCACCUUGAGCCAUUUAAGUAUGUCAGGCAGUGGUAAAAGGGUUAAGUACUUAAAAGACUGCCAAGUGCCAGGGCAGAGAAAGCAAUUUAUUUUCAAAUUUAUACGAGUGUGUAGUCAUUACCAAAACUGGUAUUUUUUUUGUUAUGUUUUUUUUUAAAGAAAUAAUGACCCGGGUUGGUUGAUUUGGCCAGGGUCAAAAUUUAUUCCAAAAGCUACCUCUUUAUUUUAUUUUGUCAAGUUACUAAAGCACAGUUGCAGUAUUUUUGUUUCUAAUUGUUGCUGGGAUCGUUCAUCUCAUGCUUGUUGCUAUUUGCUGUUUGUAUUGGCAAGAUUACAGCACCUAUCUGUAAAGGGGUUGUGGGAAUGUAGCGGAAUUUAGAGGUGGGGGUGGGAAGUGGGAUGGGUGGGGAAUGCUUUAAAAACUAAACAGAGGUAAGGACAGAGCUUGCGACACAAGGUUCUUUCCUUUCGGUUUGACAGCAAAAAGGGAAUGGGGUUGGCCUUAAAAUGAAAAUGUUUGUCCUAAAGAUUAGAAGGACAACCAUUGGUGACUGGGUUUCUAAGUUGAGAUAACUGGGCAAAACAAAAAAAGUGUUAAAGCUUGAAUUACAAGAACAGUUAAUGUAUCUUUGUUAAAAUGUGAAGGAACAAGAAAAGAAGUAUCACUUGGGACAGAAUCUGGACAUUUGGCUAUCGUGCGGUGUGUGAGUGUGUGUGUGAGAGAAAGAGAGAAACAGACUGGAUGUUUAAUGAGGGAUUUUAGUAAAGAAUAUUAAUACACUGAAUAUAGAGGGUGAGGAUUUUUUGGUUCUUUGGGGCUGAGGCAGAUCUCUGUGAAAUUCAGACAGAAAUGAUUAGAUAUUUACAAAAUUGUGAUAUUUUUGUAAUAUUUGUUGGUCCUUUUUGUAGGUUUGCAAUGAGUUCCAUCCCUUUCCACCUCUGUGAUGUGAAUAAUUUUUUUUGUGAAUAUGUGUGGGAAUUGAUGCAGUGUCGUUGUAUCCCAAUGUUAUUCCAUGCAUUUAGCACUAAAUCAAAAACAGAGAAGUUAUUUCAUAGUAUAAACUCUAGUUAUGAAUAAAAUCAGGCAGCACAUUGGAUAGACUUGCUGAGGGAGGAGAGGUAGGGAGUUGAAGAGGGACAUUCUCUUGCCAGACAAUGUGGGAGGCAGUUGGGUAUCAUGUUGCAUCUGACUGAAGGAUCCUUUAACUUGACUGUGUUUCAUGAAGAAUGCUUUGUUAGUUGUGAUUGGUAAUCAGUAAAAUUCUUGCUAAACCUGCAUAGGGCCAAAAACUUCCAAAAUGUCUGGCUUUAUUCUCUUGCCUAAUCCAUCAUUUUCCCUACCUCCUCCCUUAUUCUAAUCCAUCGUUCCCUCUCUUCCCCACUUUCCUGCCUUUUAUUCAUUCAUUAUCCUGUCAUUUUGCAACCCCAAUAACUCUCUCUCAUGUCUCUGUCUCUCGCUGUCGCAUUGCCCCCCACUUCCUCUCGCUGUCGCAUCGCCCCCCCGCUGUCGUAUCUCCCUCCCCUCUCCCCCUCCUACCUUAUCAUUCCCUUCUCAGUCUCCCUUCCCCCUCCUCUUCUCCCAUGCUUCCCUUCCUUUUUUCUACCUCCGUACCUCCGUAACACUGUCACCUGUUUCUCCUCUCCCAUAAAGUUUCUUCCCAAAUGCACUUCAGUUCUUAAAGGAAUAUUAUGGACUACUAGUCCCCUCAAUUUUGGAAGGAAAAUGUAACGAACAGGGAAUAAACACUUGGAUAAAGAUUGGGCUUCCUCACUGAAAAGCCCUGUACUCAAUUAUAGCACUUCUGCAAUGGAAGAUAUUUUGAUGUAAUACUGACUGUCCACGCUGGUACCCCAGUCCUUGCUGUUACUUUCCUCAGAAUAGCUGAACACAGAACAAAUAUGUUGGAACUGCAAAUAGAUGGCAAUUCAGCCAGUUAAUAAUUAAAAAUACUUAACAAAAGUGUAAUUUCAUUUGUUUAACACAUGAAACGUUUAAGGUUUAUUAACUGCAGCACUUGUUUUCCUUGAAAUAAUGAUGUUGCUCCAGACGUGAAUUGCCAUGCGAAUUACUGACUCACUGCAAUGCACACUUAGUUGACGUUGUCAGAAAACACUAUGGGGAAAGCUCCCCUGUAACAGAAAAUUGAAAAUGCAUAUUCUCUCAAAUUUUCUGGAAUGUGCUGUUCAAAAAUACAGUUUUGUUGCUGGUGAGCUUAACAUACAGAAACUAAGAUAGUCUAGUGUUUUCAUUGGGAUGGUGGACAUGGAUGGCUUGGUUGAUGCCUGUCUUUGGAUUUAACUAUCAAAGUUGGAAGAAAGCAAAGCAAAAGAGAUGGCAGAUGCUGGCAUAUGGAAUGGAAAAGAGAAUGCUAGAAGAUCUCAGCAGAUCAAGUGGCAUCUGUAGAGGUAAAAGAUGUACAUUGAAGAUUCAGGUCAAGAUGCUGCAUCAACUCAAAAUUAACUUGCAUUGUUUGCCCCCAUAGAUGCAACUUCAUCCUCUGAUUUCUCUUAGCAUUCUGUUUUGGAAGAAGCCAAAACUGUUUGGCAAUUUGCAAAUUUACUCCAGUAUUAAGUCCACUUAGUCUCACCCAGGGUGGAGUAUUAUCAGAACAAAUACCACUUUAAAAUAUGUCCACAGGGUCGUGCCUGGAUUCUUGCAGGAUCAUAUUCUGUUGCAUGCAAGUUGAUCAUGAGAGAGUUAAUUGUUUGACCAGACAAAGAACAUAGGAACAUUUGGCAGACCCAUGGGGUUGUUAUUUCAAGUAAGGAGAUUUGAAUAGUGAACUGGCAUCCUGUCUCUGGGUUUAAAAGGGAAAGUUUCUGCCUUGCAUUCUUUAAUGUUACCCCACAAUAGUGGUUAGGGAGUCUUCCAACAAUACAGCUGUAAAUUGGGGCUCAGUGGAUGGCUUGUGCGAUGAUGUGGAAACUAACACAGUGCGGGAGGGUGGAUGGUGACAUGUUGAUGAUUCAUAUUGCAUCUUUUGCCGAGUUACCCUGGACUUGGAAUACUUGUUAGCAGGUAUUGACCUGGGAGCACCUGACACUGGCCUUUGGCAAAGGUUAGGGCCUAGGCUAAUGUUACUCUGGGCGAACCUGGUGCUGACUCCAACACCAAGUAGGGAAGUAUUUGAUUCUUGCAAAGCUCAAAGUUCCUAUGCCCAAAAAAUGUGAUCUCCUCACAUUACGCUUGCAAAUUAUGAUUUUGAUUUAAGAUGGUGCCAAAUCAUUUCAAUCCUAAUGUUGUGAAAUGUAUUUAACUGUAAACAAGACAGAAUCACAACUGUGCAGCCAAGCUAAGCUCUAACCAGUCAUGACCCAGUUGCUUUCAUUCUGUUCAAUACACUAAACCACAGUCACCAUUGUCAAUAGUUACGUAUUGACCCAGAGUGUAACUGAUCUGAUUUGACCUAACCAACCUGAACAAGACCCUCUAAUUGAGAGUGAGGUUGUUAGUGUAGAGCACCAUCACUCAACAAGGAUUCAAAAAAAACAUUUGAUCAGUUUGAUCCUUUGCUGAUACAUCCUGUAGCCCAAACCUUCAAAAGUUGAUUUUACCACCAAGUCAGCUUAAAUGUAUAUUCUAUUAUAAUGUGAAUCUGAAAAGGAAUUGGAGACACAAGUAGUGCCCAUAUUUUAUGGAAGGGUAAAUGACACUUGAUUAACAUGGGCAUGUCUUUUCUAUAAGCUUAGGUACAAAAAGCCUGAUACACAGUGGCCUCUACAUUGUUAGUGGGUUUCAGAAAUGUACAGCCUUUGGGUGUGAAAUGCUCAUUCUAAACCCUUUUGAAACUGUGAAAACACUCAAAAGUACAACUACAGAUUUUAUCUUUUAAGCCUGUGUUGCGUCAGGAGUGAGCAGCUUAACACUAGCAUGGAGUAUUGGUUAAUUUAUACUGAGGUGAGUAUUACUAUUCUAAUUUAACCUUGCUAUCAGAUAGACUUUGCUGGUUUUGUUUUUUGUGGCACAAAAUAUUUAGGGGAGAAAUUAUGAAUCUCAUUAAAGAAGAAUUUAAAAUGAAUUUCAUUAAGUGCCCAGGGAAAUAGGUUCCACAUGUUAUUUGGACAUUCAGCUCUUCUGAGGAUAGUCAUCAAAGGAAGGGUUCCUGUGAGGAGUAACUUGGAUCUGUCAGUAAAAUUGCACUGGGCAACAAAUAUUUUGAUUUAGUGCAAAAGGUGCAAAGUAACAUAUGGAUGUUUAUGAUGGUGUGCCUAAACUGUCUACGAUAUUUUCUACAUUUUUUUGGAAAAAAAAGUAAUCAGGCUUUAAAUUCCUAUUGCAGUCAAGUGCAAGUGUUGCAUAUGUUUAUGACAAAAAGGUGUUCUACGCUUUGUACAUUUUUUUUGUUCAGAAAGUGUGUUUAAAAACAAAUCCUUUGUCUGUUUUACUUUUAGGGUGUGUUUCUUGUGCAUGCGCCGGUUUACGAUGGUGAAGACUUGUAACGUUGCAGAAAGAGGCAUCCUGCCCAGUUAUAUAUACAUAUACAUAUAUAUUAUAUAUAAAUAUUAGCACUGAGGACUGCCAUUUUGGACCAAGUGUAUCCAUGGCAACCAGCCAUUUUGUUUUUUGUAUCAAGUCUGUGACAGCGCAUGUGCCAGUCUAAUUGCUUUGUAUUACAAUUUUUUUAAAUAUAAAAAUGGUGUUAUUAUUUUUUUUAAUUAAUGUUAUAGUUGAGUCUACCUCAGCACCUGUUGUUAGCUUACAUUUAGAAGGUGCCAUUUUCGUUAAUCUGGAAAUUAAAAAAAAAAUCUUUUCCUUUUUUCCCUUUUAUUUUGAAUGAGAACAGUGUUCGGAAUAGUGUUCGCUGGUCCUGUCCUCGUCAGCGCAAAAAUACGCCAACAGCGUGGGCGUGUGCCUCAUCCACGUUGUGAUGUAAUCAUCCAAGCUUUAAUCCCUCUUUUUCCUGUGUAAACUUUCCCUCUGCUCUCAUUUUUUUUCAGUGUUCCAAUACAGGGGGAGAGAGAAAAAAAGAAAUGCUGCAGAUUAUUUUUCUUCAUGUGUCACUAAGUGAAGUUUGUGCCUUCAAUAGCGAAAGAGAAUAUUUUUUACAUCCUACUAACAGUAGAUUUUUGUAGUGAGCAUUUUUUUGUAUUUUAUUUAUAAGUCAUGUAAAAGAAAAAUAAGAAUAACAAUUGUUUCAGUUGUAUACCUUGACUCUGCAGUUAGAAAAAUAAUAAAUGAUAUGC
Messenger RNA from Hypanus sabinus (Atlantic stingray), 7750 nucleotides. It is a transcript of the gene zbtb16a, whose product is annotated as zinc finger and BTB domain containing 16a. The transcript has 8 exons. NCBI's taxonomy places the organism in Eukaryota, Metazoa, Chordata, Chondrichthyes, Myliobatiformes, Dasyatidae. Gene Ontology annotation, molecular function: RNA polymerase II cis-regulatory region sequence-specific DNA binding; DNA-binding transcription factor activity; protein binding. Bases 290 to 2386 code for a protein of 698 amino acids. Gene Ontology annotation, biological process: negative regulation of transcription by RNA polymerase II; regulation of cytokine production; regulation of immune system process. The record is from RefSeq and is a predicted model, not a curated record.